GAGGAUGUGGGCGGCUAUCUGGAUUUUAUGGACACACAUAACACACACAUAUGACACCCAAUAAGGCAAUGGUCUUCAUACUAACAUCAUAAUAUAUGUUGGGUCUCUGGCAUGGCUUUUAUGCUUUCUGAAUGCUUUUUAUGCUUUGUUUGCAGAGCACUGAUGGUUUUUUGAGGUCUAUAAGAGAUCUGAAUGCUGAAGCUGACAGACUCGAUUUGAUAAUUCUAACAGACUUUAAAUGAAUAAUAAAAUAGAUUUUUACGAAAAGAAAACUUUAAGACAAUUCUCUGAUCUACGCUUUCAAGCAAAAGCAAUACCCAUAUUGAUAAGAUCCCUUCACCAUGUUAGUCACCAGUUUGCAGGCAGUUAGUUCAGUCUGUCCCGGCAACAGUAAUGGAGAGAGGAUGACUACAGCUCGAAGGCCAUCUACUGUUUUUGGAUGGUCCAGAACUGAGAAAGUAGAUAGGAGGGUGGAGAGGAGAAACAAGAUAUCCCCUGGAGACCUCAGGCGAGAAGAGAUUGCGGAUAAGCUGAAGUGUCCACUGGUCUUCCUGGCGCCUGUGAUUCUGAUACUCGCGUUACUUCUGGUGUUGUUUGCUGUUUAUUCAGUGAAACCGUUUCACAAAGCUUUAAAUUUCAUCAGUGGAAACUGCAAAGUUACUGGAAGCCGACUGGAACCUCAGGGAAGCUGCAACUCUGGGGGAAAUAUCUUUAGUCCAUGUGUUCAGAUCAAGAUUGCGUUGAGGCUAUCUGAUAGUUCGAGGCAGCUUACCCUGCUAAUGGAGAAUGAACAAGCUUUGUCAAACUGCCAGCAGUGCUCCUUCACUUUUGGUCAUCACGGGGUUUUCGCUGAUCGCCUGGUGGACUGUCAGGGUUGGCAGAAGAACUAUAACAAAUCUGCAUGUGCUACAAAGUAUCUUCUGCAAUUUGGUCAGAUUAAUACCACCUUCCCAUGUUUCUACAAUCCCACAGUACCUCAGGAAGUAAUUAGGAGAAAGGAGCUGACACUGGGAGUAGCAGUGAAUUCACUGCUGUGGCCUUUUCUGAUUCUUUUGGGAUAUGGAUCUGCAGGUGGAUUUGUUCUUUUCGACUACAGUAAAAGAAGGAAGCUGAACAAUCUUUUGGAGAGUCAACAGACAAAGGAAACUCAAAAGGAAAAGAACUCAAUAAAGAGACAUAAGAGAAACAAACCAGCUUGCCGUCAUGGCAACCAUUUUACCAGCUACCUUUACAUGUCUAAUGGGUCGCUAAGCUGUACCUGUUUGGACCACGUUUGUGAAGAGCCUCAGACUACCUUAACACCAAGUGCUGAGGCAGCACCAAGCCGUCCAUCAAUUGUUCGUUGGACAGAACAGGAUCUCUUGGACCUUGAACACCUGGAUUUGGCUAUCACAGACUAUAACCAGAGUCGGCCAUCCUCAGUCUACUCCAAUGUUUUCACCCUACAGGAUGGCGAGGUGAUUGUAGAUAAUGAAACAGAAUGGUAUGGACUUCAUGGAGAUAUUAUCUUUGGAAUAUCUGAACAAGAUAUUGACAACUAUUUUGCCAGUAUUUCUAGAAGGCAUAAUUUCCGUCAGAGCAUUCUCCCAUUUCAUCCAUUCGGGGGUAUGGAUGAGACUAGGGUGUAAAUUGUUGUGGGAUGGUUGAAUUUAGAGCCUAAAUAAUACUUUUGAUUGUACUUUCAGCUUCCACAUGCAAAUAUAACCUUACACUUUCUGCUAAAAUUCCUAUCCCAGCAAAUAUUCAUGAAAUCAGUAGAUAUUUGUUAUAAUCUGAAAUUCUUCAGCAAUUCUAGUAACAAUACUUAAAAAAAAUUAAUUUGAAGAAACUUUAGAUCAAAAAUAUGAAGGAUUUUUGGAUUAUUGCUCCAAAUCUACUCUUUCUCCCCCACCAAACCAAUGUUCUUGACAGAAUAAAGUUGAACAAAUCACAACAGCCACUUUCACUUUAACAUUAGCAGACCGAUUAUGAGCAUAUAACAGUCAAAUCCAAUCCUGCCCUCAUUUAAUGUCCGCAAUAAGGACCCCAUUUGGUAGAGCAAUAGACAAUAGCCUUCAGGAACCCGGGCUGAUUUGUUUCCCCCAACUAUUGUCCAGGGACAUUGACACUGAAACCAACUGAGAACCUACCGUGUUGGUACGUGGGAGCAGUGAACCAGCAUUUAUUUUUAAAGUCCAAAGUAGGCCAUUUUUAAAAAAUAAUGUGGACAUUACCCUUAAUUCGAAAACUUGAACCUAAAACUUUAAUUGGACCCAACUAAUUUCUGGCAUAUCAUGCCUCCAAACUAAAGCUAACAUGCUAACAACAUCCUAGCAACGUUACUCCAAUUUUCUUCAAAGUCACAGACUGUACAAUUUCGCUUGGCAAUAAAUUCCAACGCAUGAAAGGAGA
Messenger RNA from Callorhinchus milii (elephant shark), 2391 nucleotides. RefSeq lists its product as uncharacterized. The transcript has 8 exons. Gene Ontology annotation, biological process: potassium ion transport; detection of calcium ion. Lineage: Eukaryota; Metazoa; Chordata; Chondrichthyes; Chimaeriformes; Callorhinchidae. The coding region runs from base 342 to 1628 and encodes 428 amino acids. Gene Ontology annotation, cellular component: voltage-gated potassium channel complex; membrane. Gene Ontology annotation, molecular function: potassium channel regulator activity; calcium-activated potassium channel activity. The record is from RefSeq and is a predicted model, not a curated record.